CUGCCGGCGCGCGAGGGUUCCAGCAUUCUGAUUGCCGAUUGGAUUGUUAUACGGCAGCUUUUGGGCGGGAAACUGCGCCUCUGUCUGUCAGUAGCGAUCGCCUCAUGUCAGGAAUAAUUCGCAAAGUCAAUGGCGUCAAUGCAGAAGAUAAAGUGUCCUCAAAGCCAAGAAACAUGUGGGUGGUCUUCCAUCUUUCCAGUUGAAGUAAAAACACCUAUCCAGUCUCUGAUAUUUAUAAAACGGAUGAUGGCAAUUUCGGUGUCUUGCAUUACUUACCUACGUGGCAUUUUCCCAGAAGAUGCAUAUAGAAUGCGAUAUUUAGAAGAGAUUGGUAUAAAAAUUUUGAGAGAAGAUAGUUCAUACCCCCAGGCAUCAAAACUGAUAAAAUGGAUGAAGGGAUGCUUUGAUGCAUUAGAAAAGAAAUAUCUGCAAAUGGUGAUACUUGGAGUUUACAAAAAUACAGACGACCCCAGUAGCUUGAUUGAGUCUUAUCAAUUUAAGUUUAAUUACACCACAAAAGGACCUCAGAUGGACAUUGUUAGCGACAGAAAGCACCUUCUCAAAAACUGCACUAUGGAUGACAUAAAGAGCGCAUCAAUCUCUCUAAUCCGAAAAAUAUUCUUCCUGAUGCACAAUCUGGGACCCCUGCCCAGCGACGUCUCACUGACCAUGAAACUCUUCUACUACGACGCAGUGACACCCGUGAUGUACCAACCUCCGGGCUUUAAGGAGGGGGAGAAUCAUACAAUACUGUUUGAAGGUAACCCCGUGCAGGUGAAGCUGGCAGAGGUGUCGACGUCAUUCCACUUGAUAAAAGUCCGCGUUACCACUGAGCAGGAAAGAAUGGAAAAUCUUCAGCAUCGAUCGGUACUAAAGGAAGAGAAAGAGAAUGCAGAGCCACAGAAGGUAUAUUCUGUUCAUGGAAAUACCGCUGCCAGGAAACCUGAAGUAAAGACCAGGAAACCUAAAGUGAACAGAACAUCUAGGAAGAGAAGGCAGAAAAGACUUUAAUGCCUUUCCAAGUAACACUCUACUGCUUUGUGUUUAGGUUUUGAAGCACAGAAUACUCCAGUUACCCGUUACUGUAUUUUACUUCUCAUACUCCUAGCGCCAGAAUAAAAUGACUUGUUUUUCAAGAGGAAACAA
Molecule: messenger RNA, 1146 nt
Organism: Spea bombifrons (plains spadefoot toad)
Lineage: Eukaryota; Metazoa; Chordata; Amphibia; Anura; Pelobatidae
Product: HORMA domain-containing protein 1-like
Exons: 11
Coding region: 130-1011 (293 amino acids)
Source: RefSeq, a predicted model, not a curated record